CUUUAUGCUAACUUAUCUUCCUUCUUUUGGCUUAGUUGCCUGCAAGUAAAGUUGGGUUGCCACUCAAGUCAUUACUGUUUGACGUGUUUGUGGCGAUUGGGUUCUUGAUAAUUUAAUUCCCUUAUUAUAUCCGCUCUUGCAAAGUUGACAUUUCUUGGAUUUAUAGAAAAGAAUGGAGGAUAAGUGUGCAAUCAAGAAGGAUGUUACUGAAUUAAUAGGCAACCCUAUGGUGUAUCUCAACAAUAUUUUGGAAGGUUGUGAUGUCCGAAUUGCUGCAAAGCUUGAGAAUAUGGAACCUUGUUACAGUGUUAAAGAUAGGAUUGCAUAUAGUAUGAUCAAAGAUGCAGAAGAGAAGGGCUUGAUUACACCCGGGAAGACUGUCCUUGUUGAGGUUACCAGUGGUAAUACUGGGAUUGCAAUGGCAUCCAUUGCUGCAGCAAAAGGUUACAAGAUUAUCAUAGUCAUGCCAGCUUUUAAGAGUCUCGAGAGAAGGAUUGUGCUACGAGCUUUUGGAGCUGAGUUGCACCUAACAGAUCCAAACAAGGGCUAUGAUGAGAUUCUUAAGAAGGCUGAGGAGAUAGUGAAAAAUACACCAAAUGGCUAUAUGCUUCAUCAAUUUGAGAAUCCUGCCAAUCCAAAGAUUCAUUAUGAAACCACCGGCCCAGAGAUUUGGAAAGACUCAGGAGGUAAAGUUGACGCCUUGGUUGCUGGGAUAGGGACUGGUGGUACAGUAACUGGUGCAGGAAAAUUCCUGAAGGAGAAAAAUCCAGACAUUAAGGUUUAUGGUGUAGAACCAGCAGAAAGUGCAGUCUUGAAUGGAGGAAAACCUGGUCAUCAUAGGAUUGAAGGACUAGGUGCUGGGGUUGUACCUCCUGUUCUGGAUGUUGGCAUGCUAGAUGAAGUUGUUCAAGUAUCAAGUGAGGAAGCUAUUGAAACUGCUAAGUUGCUUGCUUUGAAGGAAGGUUUGCUGGUAGGGAUAUCAUCCGGUGCUGUGACUGCUGCUGCUAUAAAGUUGGCAAAGAGACUAGAAAAUGCUGGGAAACUCAUUGUAGUGGUUUUUGCCAGUGCUGGGGAGCGUUAUCUGUCCACUAAACUGUUUGAAUCCCUUAGGCACGAGGCACAAAAUAUGCCCUUUCAUUAACAUCAUGUUGGUUCCUUCCUGAAAUGUAAUGGUACAAGCAGUACCAUACUUAGAUUAAUUCUUUGUUUUCUAGCACAAGCCCUGAAUGGGAUGUGUUAUUAUUGCUGAAAUAUGUAUUUGUAAGUAAUUAUGGACUUAUCCAGGUUAGGGCUCCAUCAUCCAAUAUGCAAUGAGAAGUGAACGGGUUGUCGAAGCUCUUCAAAAUAAA
Ricinus communis (castor bean) is the source of this 1349-nucleotide messenger RNA. Its product is annotated as cysteine synthase. Gene Ontology annotation, molecular function: cysteine synthase activity. Gene Ontology annotation, cellular component: cytoplasm. The record is from RefSeq and is a predicted model, not a curated record. NCBI's taxonomy places the organism in Eukaryota, Viridiplantae, Streptophyta, Magnoliopsida, Malpighiales, Euphorbiaceae.